This is a messenger RNA of Naegleria lovaniensis, 3615 nucleotides long. RefSeq lists its product as uncharacterized. Lineage: Eukaryota; Heterolobosea; Eutetramitea; Acrasida; Naegleriidae. Bases 1 to 3615 code for a protein of 1204 amino acids. The record is from RefSeq and is a predicted model, not a curated record. The transcript has a single exon.
AUGAUGCAAUCCAUCGACCAACCUCUCUCAGGGGUUGUGACCAUGAAACGUACCUCAUCAACACCCUCCUCUCCCUUUCCAUCAUCAUCAUCCACUCAACAACUUCACUACAAACUCGUCAAACACUCACAAGAUAUCAAAAAGAGUGCCUUUUUAUCAUGGAAGAAGAUUCCUCUCUCACUCUUCUCUCAUCCGAAUACAUUGGCCAUCAUGAAGAAGAAAGAUCCAGCCCAUUCUCGUAAAUCUACACUCAUGCUCGAUGCUCAAUAUACUCAAGUGAAGCUAUUGACCAAUGAAAGUAUCAACAAGAAACAUCCACAUUGUUUUUCAAUUAAAUCACACAUUGAAGGAAAGCACAAGGAAGAAGAAUGGAUCUUGGAGUGUUCGUCUCGUGCCGAAUGUGAGGAAUGGGUAGAGUCCAUCAAGAAAUUGAUGAAUCGAGGAGUAGGAGGAGGAGCAGGUGUGAAUAAUGGAGGUUCUGCUGGUGUUCCUACUAAUCAUUUGGAUACAACAACGACAAAUCAUUUGGAUACACAACAAGGUAUCGUGGUACCAGAAUUUCAACACUCAUCAACAACUGUGGUGGUACAAUCGUCAUCAUCAUCAUCGGUGGUACCAAACGCAACAACCGCAACAAACACCACAUAUAAUACUUCUUCCUCAUUGAAAGUCGAAGAAUUAAAGAAGAGUGUCAUCAAUAGCAGUACCGAAUCAACAACGACCAAUACACCAUCAACAGCUCCACAAGAAUCAACAUCGGAAAAUAUCGUUGCUGCUUCGUCUUCUUUACCACUCAAAGCAGAGGAAGAUUUGGAACCCAUUCAACCAGCAAACCAAUUGGAUGACGAAUUAUAUCCCAUUGAACCAGCUCAACUGGAUGAUGACUUAGACCCUAUUGAGCCAGCGAAAUUGGACGAAGAUGAAGAGGAAGAACCUGCAUUUGUGUUACAAAAUGCAGUGGCCAAGAAAGUAGUUGAGGAAGAUCAUGCCAUGGAUCAUGAAAAUCAACAAUUAUCUUCUUCACAUCAUGGUAAAAAGAAGACUGUUUUGAAAAAUGAGGAUUCUGAUGAUGAUGACAUUAUUGUAACAAAGAAGAAACAACCUUCAUCCUCUUCUACUUCUCCUUCAGCAACUAAAUCCACCCCUAACCAUUCGCAAACCACAACCAAUACUUCAACAAGUACGACGAGUAAGCAUGAAUCAUCCACUUCUUCUUCGAUGGGUGGUCCUCCGAAUAAGGCCAAAAAAACUGUAUUGAAAGAUGACGAUUCUUCUUCUGAUGAGGAGAAUGACAAAGUUGUGAAAAAAACAAGUAGUAGUAGUACCACCACACCUUCACCAUCCGGUGGUCCUCCAAACAAGUCAAAAAAGACAAUUCUCAAAGAUGAAAGCGAUGACGACGAUGAUGACGCUCCUAAAACGAUUACAUCUUCUGGAGCACCUCCAAAGAGAAGCACAGAAAAUUCUCAACCCAAGACAGAAGAGAAUGAACAAGAUGACAAUAAUACCAUCAUAAGAAAACCUUCAAGUCAAAACGCUUCAUCGAAUAGCUUGAAAUCUGCAAACUCAUCCAUUGUUGAGGUGAAUAUUAUGGAUCCACUCUUUGAACUUUCUGAGGAUGAAAAAGAUGAGGACGAUCGAGAUGAUGACGAUGAUUAUGAUGUUGACAAUGAAGAAGGUGAGGCCAUCUCAUCACUUUCUCAACUCAUUGAGGAGUUGGAAUAUAACUCGAAUUGCAGAGCUAAGGCAAUGAAAUGUGCAAAAUAUUUACAUUCACAUUUUGUGAAAAAUAAGAAACAAUUGAUUGACGAUCUUCUCCACCAUGAAGGUUUACAAUCGUGUAUUUGUAUGAUUAAUGACAAUACUAAGAGCUAUUCCAUUGUAUCAACAGGACUGUCCAUUUGUGUGGAAGUUAUUGAAAGUACAGCUCCAAACAAUGAGCAGUACAAGGCACUCAUGAGAUUAACUGGUUGCAUGAGUGCAUGCAUCGAUAUUAUUAAGAGACAUUAUCGCAAAUUUUUGAAGAGAAUGACAUUGAAUAAUCAGAGCAAGACUUCUACAACCACUCAUGUGGAACAUGUUCGUGUCAUUUCUUUGGCUGUACAAGUGUUGGGAAUGUUGAGCGAGAAGCCAAGUGAUCAUGUGAAUGAGCUGCUUACUCAACUGGAAAAUAUGAUCAAGCAAUGUGAUGAAGUUAUUUCCAAAGUUUAUACUCUCAAGCAACUCACGUUGAGUUAUGAAUUGUCACGAAACAUGUUCAUUUUGUUGAAUAAUAUUUGUUUGCACAAUAUUGAAUCUUUGAAAACCAUCAGUAGGAAACAAGGAGCGUUUGACAUUAUGAUCAAAUUCGUCGUUUAUCACUAUGGAGUAUCAAUUCCAAACAAGAUCAAUGACGAUGAGAAUGCGAUUAUUAUUCCAUUGACCAAGUUUGUGACAUUGACAGGAAAGGACACUUCAAAAAUUGCUAAAAUGGAAUUGGCCAAAUCCAUGGUCAUGCAAGGAGGUGUGUCUUCACUACUUUCUGCAUCAUCCAAAACAAAUACCUCCGUAACGCGAUCAUCCAAUAUUCAGCAAUAUAUUACAAAAAUAUUUGUAGAAUUAUCAGACUCUUCCCCUCUCAUUAUGAAAUCAUUCAAGAAUAUCGUUCAGUUGAAUUUAAAGAAUAAGGAAUUGGUGACAAACACACUCAAUGUCAUUCACACCAUUUACAGAAACAAAUCAGAUACAGAUGCAAGAGAAAAGCUGAUACAAGUGUUAGCCACAGAAUUUGGAAGUCUCUUUUUUGCUGCUCUCUCAAAAUAUGCCGAUGAUGGUUGGGUGGUUUCAUUUUGUGUUGAAUUCUUGUAUGAAAUUGAAAAGUAUUAUCCAAGUGUUCUAGAAAAAGCAUGGAGUGAAACAUCUGCGGAUCAACAAUUAUCUUCACAAACAGUCUAUACACACGUUCGAACCCUUAUACUCUCAUUGAGCGAGUUCAACGAUAAUGAACUCUAUGAAAUGAUGAUGAGUUUAUUCUUGAAACAUUUAGAGAAUGAUCCAAAGAGUGCAGGAACACAAUUCGCAAGCACAUUCGGUUUCCAUGUUGCCCUACUCGAUAUUAUUCAACGAUCUACAACACCUCACAUUUUGACAUUGACUCUUCAUGUAUUGUCUCUUGUGAUACCACACACUCAAUUCAAAAUGAAACGAAGUUCCAUUGAGAAGGACAAUCGUCAAUUAUUGGUUGAAAAUAUUCUCUCCAAGGAUAUUCGUGAGAAAUUAAUUUCUUCAUGUUUUUCCAAGUUGAAAGACGCGACGAAUAUGGAAAAAGAAGGAUGUAUCUUUUUAUGUUCCAUAUUGCAAGGAAUUGCUCAACAUUAUGAGACUUUCAAAGUGAGUGUUGAUGAUAUGAAAUCACUUGUGAAAUGCACUCAAACAUUCACACAUAGUGAUCAUGAUGGAGAAUUGAGCUUGUCCUUAUUGAAACUUGUUGCGCAAUUGAAUGAGCUGGAUUCAAACGCAACCAUUUUACAAAAGUCUGGUUGUGUUGAUUUGUGCAAAAAGCUGGUACAAUUACAUGGUGACCGCAAUAAGGAAGUGAAGGAAUUUGCAAAGAAUCAGUUGUCCACGUUGUUGUAA